Messenger RNA from Patella vulgata (common limpet), 1684 nucleotides. RefSeq names its product F-box/SPRY domain-containing protein 1. Lineage: Eukaryota; Metazoa; Mollusca; Gastropoda; Patellidae. Gene Ontology annotation, cellular component: SCF ubiquitin ligase complex. The transcript has 4 exons. Bases 254 to 1327 code for a protein of 357 amino acids. Gene Ontology annotation, molecular function: protein binding. The record is from RefSeq and is a predicted model, not a curated record. Gene Ontology annotation, biological process: proteasome-mediated ubiquitin-dependent protein catabolic process.
UAAAGUUGAUAAUGAAAAAUUAAUAUAUUAAAAUUGUCAUGGAAAUUACUUUAUUCUGGGCGAAAUUAUGACUGUAAGAAGAAAUUGAUGAACAUUCUUUUUACUUCUCCAACCACAAGAAAUGAUGCCGGUUGUGUAUGUAGGAAGUGAGGGACGGGGGACAAUGCGAAUCUAUCAACACGAAAGGAUGCCAGUUAGGUUUUGUGUUUAGGGACAGGGAGCGAAACAAUGCGACUCCUUCUAUAUACACGAAAUGAUGUCAGGUUUCGUAUUUAGGAAAAGGGGGCACCACCUCCCCAAUUUACACGAAAUGAUGCCUAAAAAUCUUAUAAAAGAUAUAUUUUUUAUGUUUCAGCUUACGUGGUCUUUAACUUCACCACACAUCAUGGGUAUACUUGUCAGCACCUCGCAUGGAAAUAACUCGGCUAUCACAGAAGUGCCACCAACAUGGGUCUGUACACUGCAACUUACAGCUGAGAACAACCAAGACAAACUCUCUUCCCAUUCCGAUGGAUUCUUCUCGGCUAAUAGUUUCACAGUCGUCCGAACCAGAGAAGGGAGUUUUCACUCAGAUGGCGCCAGGUGGAGCCGGGGUUUUACUUCCGGUAAACACAAGUUCACCAUCGUAUAUCCAGAGACACAUCGUGGAACAGAAGCGUCAGUAGGCGUGGGCCUCAUCACAGCUCCAUUGUUUGCUAAAGGUCGUCUUACUUUGGUGGGAAUGAAACGAGACUCCUGGGGAAUUGAUCUGAGGACAAGACGUGCCAUUCAUAUGGGAAAAAUUGUAAAGAAAUAUCCAAAGACUGGGGAAAUGCUACCAGAGAAGUUUUACAUGUAUUUAGACAUGGAAUCCGGUACGUUACAAUUUGCUUCAGACGAUGGAUAUUAUGGUACAGCUAUAAGUGGUAUUAAAUGUAAAACUGGUGGAGAACCUGUUUAUCCCAUGCUAUCAGCUGUUUAUCCUGGUGCUACCAUUAAUAUGACAUACAAUGGUGAAGCUAUAGAUCCCAUGUUGCAUCAAAUGAAUCAACAGCAACAGCAAAUGCAGCAACAGGCGAUUUAUGAUCAACACAACCAUCUUUAUCAACAACAACAGCAACAACAAUAUUAUCAGCAGCAGCAGCAAAUGCAAAUGCAACAAAUGGGAACAGCCACAGCUCAACCACAGAUGAUAUAUAAUCCUGCUAUACCAAGUGCGCCAGUAGAAGAAACGACACAAGCUACACCACAAGAUACUCCUCAAACUGUACCACAAGAUACUCCCCAAGCUGCACCACAAGAUACUCCCCAAUCUGCACCACAAGAUACUCCCCAAGGGACGGAUUAAAGCAAUUAAAUACCCAUAUAGCCAGCAGAUACAUGGGUAUGUGUGUCAAAGAAUAAAACAUCGACAGAAAUGUAUUAAGUUAUUUUAACAAAAAAGAAAAACCCCAAAAGUCGAAAAAAGAUUAUUUAGCUCAUCAUAUCAUUUCGCCGUUUCUCGGAUUUAUGAUGCAAAGUUGUGUUCUGCACUACUGAACAUGUUGGCGCUGUAAUUUUAACAGUAUUGACAUUCAGCCUUGCUAAACCCAUGUCUGUAUCUAAGCAUUGUAAAAAUUCUCUAGACCAGUUCGUCUAUUUAUAUUCAUAUACUUCACCGUCUAUGUAAAGAGACAGGUCUUAAUCCUGAUAUCAGAACAUUGAC